Messenger RNA from Rubroshorea leprosula, 2165 nucleotides. NCBI's taxonomy places the organism in Eukaryota, Viridiplantae, Streptophyta, Magnoliopsida, Malvales, Dipterocarpaceae. The record is from the annotation of a GenBank genome assembly.
AUAACUGUUACUGUUAUCAACAAUUCUUUGAAUCUUCGUUUAUGGACCAUAAAUGAUUACGAAUUCAGCAUAUCUCUCCGCAGUUCUGUUGGUAUCAGAAAAUGAAUGGAAGCAGCACAGUCUUGAACACGCUAAGAUUGAAGAACCCCAAACUUCUGUUGCUUGAAUCCUGCUCCACCUUCUCCGACCUCAAGAUCAUCCAUGGCUACAUGGUCAGAACCCACACCAUCUCUGAUGUCUUCUCCGUCAGUCGUUUGAUCGCCUUCUGCACCGACCACCCUGCAUUCAAACCGAGCUUGCUAGAUUACGCUUUACGCCUCUUUUCCCAAAUCCAAGCCCCCAAUCUGUUCAUCUACAACGCCUUGAUUCGGGGGUUUUCAGCAAGCGAAAACCCACAUUUGUGUUUCCAUUUCUACACCCAGUUGCUUUGCGCUGACAUUCUUCCUGAUAAUCUCAGCUUCCCCUUUUUGGUGAAGGCGUGUGCUGCGUUGGAAUCCAUCCAUAGGGGGACUCAAGUUCAUGCGCAGAUAAUCAAGCAUGGAUUCGAAAACAAUGGUUAUGUGCAAAAUUCUCUGGUUCAUAUGUAUGCUACAUGUGGGGAUAUAAACGCAGCGAGCAGUAUUUUCCGGCGAAUGAAUUCUUUGGAUGUGGUUUCCUGGACUUCGAUGAUCGCAGGCUUCAACAAGUGCGGGGAUGUUGAAUCUGCACGCAACCUGUUCGACGAAAUGCCUGAGAGAAACUUGGUUACUUGGAGUAUAAUGAUCAGCGGCUAUGCCAGGAAUAAUCAUUUUGAUAAAGCUCUGGAAUUGUUUCAGAUCCUUCAAGAGCAAGGUGUGAGGGCAAAUGAGACGGUCAUGGUGGGUGUGAUAUCCUCCUGUGCUCAUCUAGGUGCUCUGGAAAUCGGAGAAAGAGCUCACAAUUACCUUGUUAGGAACAGUUUGGAGGUGAAUAUGAUUCUCGGAACAGCUCUGGUGGACAUGUAUGCGAAAUGUGGAAGCAUUGAAAAAGCUAUCCAGGUGUUCGGAGAAAUACCUGAGAAGGAUGCUUUGAGCUGGACUGCUCUCAUUUCUGGGCUCGCUAUGCAUGGCUAUGCAGAAAGAGCACUCCAUUACUUCUCAGAGAUGGUAAACUCAGGACUAACCCCAAGAGAUAUCACCUUCACAGCAGUGUUAUCUGCUUGCAGCCACGGAGGAUUGGUAGAAAGAGGAUUAGAAAUCUUUGAGACAAUGAGGAAAGAAUACAGUAUUGAGCCUCGAUUAGAACAUUAUGGAUGUGUGGUGGAUUUACUUGGACGAGCAGGGAAGUUAACCGAAGCUGAGAAGUUUGUCCAGGAAAUGCCAGUGAAGCCUAAUGCUCCCAUUUGGGGGGCUCUUCUUGGUGCUUGCCGGAUUCACAAGAACGCAGAAAUCGCAGAACGAGUAGGAAAAACUCUUAUCAAGCUGUUGCCAGAGCACAGUGGCUACUACGUUCUGCUCUCAAACAUCUACGCACGCACUGGGAAGUGGGAAAAUGUUGAAGGUAUGAGGCAGAUGAUGAAGAACAAAGGAGUUCGAAAACCACCGGGGUACAGUCUGAUUGAGGUAGAUGGGAAGGUUCAUAAUUUUACCAUGGGGGACAGAACACACCCUGAGAUAGAGAUGAUUGAGAGAACCUGGGAAGACAUACUGAGGAAGAUAAGAUUAGCAGGAUAUAGGGGGAAUACAGAUGAUGCACUGUUUGACAUAGAUGAGGAGGAGAAAGAAAGUACACUUCACCGGCAUAGUGAGAAGCUUGCUAUUGCUUUUGGGAUUAUGAAAACAAAGGCUCCGGUGCCAAUCCGGAUAGUGAAGAACUUGAGGGUGUGUGAAGAUUGCCAUACUGCUACCAAGCUGAUCUCGAAGGUUUUCGACCGGGAGUUGAUUGUGAGGGACCGAAACCGGUUCCACCAUUUUAGAGAAGGUUUCUGUUCAUGUAAGGAUUACUGGUGAGAAAACCUGAAUACCAAUAACAAAGAUGAUACAUAAAAGUUACAGUUUCACUUAUAAAUUUAUAAAAAUAUCAUUAAUGAAACUAGAGUCUAGAACAUCCAAGUGCAACCAUGGUGCUGAUUUAAUGGCUGAAAUGGGGCAUAGCUUGCCGUUGGGUACCACAGGUUUAGCACUCAUCCACCUGGUCUUCGCUCCUUU